Messenger RNA from Linum trigynum, 801 nucleotides. The record is from the annotation of a GenBank genome assembly. Lineage: Eukaryota; Viridiplantae; Streptophyta; Magnoliopsida; Malpighiales; Linaceae.
CGCAUACCUGAAAUAGAUAGCAAAACAGAAAACAUAGGUGAGAAUAUUUUAGAUGGACCAAAUGGAUAGCCUUAUCCUCGCCGGAGCCACAAGAAUGAGAACCCAAAAUCUCUCUGACGAAAACCCAUUGUGCCACGUGUCCAUCUCUGAUCCUUGGCCAAAACAUAAAAUCGCCCACCAGUUCAUAAAGCGAACUGAACCUCAAAACGGGAAAGAAGAGAAGAGAACAAAAACAGAGCAAAGCAAGAAAAGCAAUGGCUUCUCUAGCAACGUUAGCUGCCGUGCAACCAGCAGCCGCCAGCGUCAAGGGACUCGGAGGCAGCUCCAUCUGUGGAACCAAGCUCCAUGUGAAGCCUUCUCGCCAGAGCUUCAGAACCAAAACCUCCAGGAGUGGUGGUGUGGUGGCAAAGUACGGUGACAAGAGUGUGUAUUUUGAUUUGGAGGAUUUGGGGAACACUACUGGACAGUGGGAUUUGUAUGGCUCAGAUGCUCCUUCUCCUUACAACCCUCUCCAGAGCAAGUUCUUCGAGACGUUCGCUGCUCCAUUCACCAAGAGAGGAUUGUUGCUCAAGUUCUUGAUACUGGGAGGUGGUUCCACCAUUGCUUACUUGGGUUCUACGGUCUCUGGCGACAUUCUCCCGAUCGUUAAGGGCCCUCAGCUGCCACCAAAGCUUGGACCUCGCGGCAAAAUCUAACUUCGUUGUAUGUAUCCAUGUUUAUGUGUACCCUAUUUAGAUGAAGUAUGCAAGUUUGUCCAAAAGUAUACUUUACAAGCCGGUUUCAACCUCAAUUACAUUCGUU